GAAACAGAGGUGGGGCUGGCGCCGGAUGUGGGCGGGGCUGGUGCGCGGGGCGGGGCAUGGCAGGGCUAGGGGCGUGGUGUGGGGGUGUGCUGGGCUUGGGCGGGACCGGACAGAGUGGGACCUGGCGGGGAUUCAGGCGGAGGGGCGGGGCGAGGAGGGGCGGGAACCGGGCUGGUCACGCUGCGGCUGCGCGUUGAGGCUCUUCGUAGUUUGCCCGGGCGGGCGCGGCGGUGGCGACUGUGACGGCGGCAGCGGUGGUGGCGGCAGCGCGGGCCGGGAUGCGGCGCUACCUCCGGGUCGUAGGGCUGUGCCUGGCCUGCGGCUUCUGCUCGCUGCUGUACGCCUUCAGCCAGCUCGCAGUGUCCUUGGAGGAAGGAGCUGCCGGAGGCCGCAGGCCGCAGGCCGCGGUGGUUUCCUGGCUGGCGGACGGCGGACGCGGCACCGGGAGAGGCGCGGGCAGCGCGGGCCCCGGCCAGACGGGCAGGUGUAAAGAGCUCUCUCUGUGUUACUGGAAUCCCUAUUGGAUGCUGCCCUCUGAUGUUUGUGGAAUGAACUGCUUUUGGGAAGCCACUUUUAGGUAUAAUCUGAAACCAAGGCCCAAUGAGGAAAUGCACCUUGCUGUGGUUGCCUGUGGCGAGAGACUGGAAGAAACUGUGACCAUGUUGAAGUCAGCUCUGAUCUUCAGCAUCCAGCCACUGCACGUCCACAUUUUUGCUGAAGAUCAACUGCACAACAGCUUUAAAGACAGACUCGACAGCUGGUCCUUUCUACAGAGAUUUAACUAUAGCCUGUACCCUAUCACCUUCCCAAGCGACAGUGCCAUGGAGUGGAAGAAGCUCUUUAAGCCCUGUGCUUCCCAGAGGCUGUUCUUGCCAUUAAUACUGAAAGAAGUUGACUCACUGCUGUAUGUCGACACUGAUGUCCUUUUCUUACGACCUGUCGAUGAUAUUUGGUCAUUACUAAAGAAAUUUAAUUCCACACAAAUCGCUGCGAUGGCACCAGAGCACGAGGAGCCUAGAAUCGGAUGGUAUAAUCGCUUUGCCCGGCACCCGUACUACGGGAGGACGGGCGUGAACUCUGGAGUGAUGCUGAUGAACAUGACCCGGAUGAGGAGGAAGUACUUCAAGAACGAUAUGACCACCGCGCGGCUACAGUGGGGAGACAUACUUAUGCCAUUGCUUAAAAAAUACAAACUAAACAUCACGUGGGGUGAUCAGGAUCUGUUAAAUAUCAUGUUUUUUCACAAUCCAGAAAGCCUUUUUGUUUUUCCGUGUCAAUGGAAUUACCGACCAGAUCAUUGUAUAUAUGGAAGCAACUGCCGAGAAGCAGAAGAGGAAGGAGUCUUUAUUCUUCAUGGAAACAGAGGUGUUUACCAUGACGACAAGCAGCCAGCAUUCAGAGCUGUGUAUGAAGCACUAAGAAAUUGUUCUCUUGAGGAUGAUUCCAUCCGUUCCUUACUAAAACCUUUAGAACUGGAAUUGCAGAAGACAGCUCACACGUACUGUGGGAAAACUUACAAAAUAUUUAUCAAGCAGUUGACAAAAAGCAUAAGAAACCGUUAUGACACUCCACCAAAGGAAAGGUGAUUCUUCGUGACUGAAGUGAAUGGCUGGACCAGCAACGCCUCAGGAGAUGUGAAGGAUAGGAUUGGAGAAGGAUUCAGGGAGGCAUUCCCGUCUCCAGAGUAAUCCUCUUUGGAAGACUAAAGAGCAGUAUAUCCAUGUCAUGAAGAAUAAGUUACACUCUUGUGCUCCAGUAAGAAGACGGUUUGAUCUCUGAUAUUUUGUAACAUUACUUGGUGUCAUUCCAAUGUUAAUGACAGCAUUGGACAGUGUGGGCUGGGAGCUGGGUUGGCUCUUAAUCACGUAAGGAAGGACUGGGAGGAUGGAUGGAGAAAAUGUACCUCGAAUAGUGGAGACAUUCAAGCUGUGAGUGUAGCAGUAACUUAUGUCAGCACUAACCUCACUUUAAAGUGUGAGAGAAGUUUACAGGAGCAGAAAGGUUCUGUUUCUUACAAAAUGUGAUGUAACCAAUGUAACCAUUGACAAUCUGUACCCGCAUACAUUUCAUCUCUGCUCUACAAUACUUGGUGACAAUCAUGUUUGACAUUAUUUGUAGAUUUUAAGGAAGCUGCACAUUUAAAAAUUAGCUGUAUGAGAGAGGAGAAAAUGGUGAAAACUUAAAGGGAUUGUAUGUGUGAGUGUGUGUGUGUGUGUGUGUGUGUGUGUGUGUGUGUGUGUGUGUGUGUACACUCACAUACAUGCUUCUUUGUGAGUGUGUGUGAGUGUGUGUGUUGACAAAUGAAGCGUGUUCAUUUUGUAUGUAUUAAACUGUCUUGCCAAACCUAAGCGCUAAGAUAUUUGGGAACAUUUAAAAAAUCACUUUAAGUGAAAAAUUUCAGCUUUACUGGGCAUUCUGGAAGCAAAAUAUAUUAUGCUGAGAAUAAAGUAAGAACCUAAUCGCAACACUAACAGGACGGUGGAAAACGCAAUGGACCAAAUACGUAAGCCUGUGAGAUUAACAGUGGUCCAUUCAGACUUUCCUUCUACCUCAAAGUGCAUUUCCAGGAUCCUUUUGAAGAAGCAAAUGUAGAGCCUUACUUUAGAUUAGACAGAUGUGGUGGAUGGUUUGGAGGAAGAAGAUUUUUAUAUCUAGCUGUAGAAAAAGUUGUUUUGAUUUGGGUAAGUGUGCAUUUCUUAUUUUGAACACCAUUGAAGACAGUUGCCUUUUUAAAAUCUGGAAGAUGAGAAACAUUGUUCCUUGCUUCUCUUUUCUUGACACCUAAUAUAUUCUGAGUGGGUAGCAUGUGCCAUGCUGGGGCACAUGUUUCUUCCUACCAGGUGCUCCUGAGUCCUGGGUUGUCUUCCUUUUCUUUUGGAUUUUUAUUGCUUACAUGGAGAAAGGGACGUUAUGAAGGGACAGUAUCAGUUGUAAAGAUCCCGUAUCCUUUGUAGGAAUAUUCUAAAGAGGUGAUCAGUACAGUUGUUCACCUGUGUAGUUCAGCCAGAGUCAGACUGAGAAGGUUUGAAAUACCAUCAAAAGUAUCUGUGCCCAGGAGAGGAAUUGUUAACUAGCUCAGUACUCAGCUAGGUUGAGGGAGCAGCAGCCAUGAUUCCUUGGCAGAAUGCCAUCAUAAAGUAAGCUCCUGUGGCUGUGUUCAAGUUUAGCUUGCUAGGUGGAAACAUGAGCUGGAACCUUUUCCUUACCCUUCGGCUGAUAAUGUGAGGGAGCUUGCCAAAAACAGAUGUCCUACAUACACUGCGUCUAGGAAGGAGUCACCAAGACAGGUUUUAAAUGAAGAGAUUAAAAAUUACAUCAAAGUAGAGUAGGGCUAUACCUCAGUAUUAAGAGUGCUUGCUUCGUGUGCUCAGGGCCUAGCAGUACAGAAAAUAAUAGAAGAUGAGAUGGAGGAGGUAAGAGCCUCAUGCAGCGGCUCUGCUGGUCAUGUCUGUCACUGGUCAUGAUCUUGCCACAUUUGCUUCAUUUAUUUAUUUUUUUUUUUUACUCUAAAGUCUCAGGCACCGAUCUGUGUCCCUGCAGUGAAUGCUUCGGUACUUACAAGUAACUACAGCAACUACAUCAUCCCUAGCAACAGCAGCAGCUGGCCUUGGGUUCCAUCUCAUCACCAGUCCUUAAACCCAUUUCCCUGCUUGUCUUAAAUACACCUGGGACACGAUGAUUCUGCUUUGAAUGAAUUCUUCAGAAGGUUUCAAGUCAGCUAGUUGAGGAAGCACUGGAAAUUAUUAUGCUGGUUUUAAGGUUGAAGUUAGGAUGUCACAGUUAUUGGCACAAUUGCUAAAUUAUAAGUUUUAUUUUUGGAUAGAGGAAGCAGUUGGGGUUAUUGACAAGAGAGGGAUUUGUAUUCGUAUUUGUUCCUUCAGAUGCUGUUUUCUCAGUAGCUGAAGACUCAGCCCUCUGUGCUCCACUGUGAUUGGUUGAGGCUGUUUAGAGAAAGGAUCUUAAAAUGCAUCAAACUUCAUUUGUGUGAGAAGAAUUUGAAAAACCUCUAGAAAGUCUGUUUUAAGAAUAUGCAGUUUUCAUUUAUGAAGACGAGCUCAUGACCUACACCACUCUUGUCUUAGCCAUUGCUUCCUUGUGGCUCUCAUCUGCCUUAUGUCAGAUGUCAGUGUAAUGACCAGAACAGACGGGGCCUGGCCUGGAUUCCCUUAUUCGAAGGCUUGGAGGUGUGCUGACUGCACAGUGCCAGAGAGGUGAGGCUUGGAAGGGGUGACUGGAGGAAUGCCGGUAGCUCCUCAGCCAGAGCAGUGUUGAUGGAGUCGUUUUGCCAUGGGCUGCCUCCUGAGGCUGGGAGCUUUUUGACUUCUCCAGUGUAGAUUUGUUGAUGGUGUGUGGAAGGAACAGAAAGUAGAGAAGGAAAGGAUGGUGCAGAUGAAGUCAAGACAGAGGGAAAGACAGAGGGAAAGAGAGAGGGAAAGAGAAUGGUGGAAAGCUGAGUGAGGGAAAGAUGGAAGCAUAGUGGGGAGAUAGGUGCACGUGGAGGAAACGGUGGAAACAUGGGGUCCCCUGCCUAGGUCAGCGCUUGCCUUACACUGCCUGGAGCCUAUGGCUGGGGACAGCAGAGCCAGCCUUGUUUGAGUCAUUGAUACCAGGCGUGUAGAAUUCUUGGUCACCUUGUUCACUGGUUGGUCAUUCAGUGGUAGUUGUCCUUUUCUUUCCCUGUGGAAACACACAUACUCUCCAUUUUAAUGUCCUUUAGCUUCUCUAGGGGAAGUCUGUGAAGGGAACUGCUUUGUAUCGUCUAAAUCUCUCCUAUCAGUUUUCCCUAGCGCUGCUAAUGAGAGGCCGUUUGUUUGUUUGUUUGUUUGUUUGUAAGUAUAAUAGCUAUUUCCAACUUUUGUAUAAAAACCACCUCAGGGAGUACUGAAAUAUAAAAUAAUCCUUAGCCUGUGGCGUUACCUGGAAUGGUGGCUGAGACAGUGGUUACACCUACUUAUUCCUCAGUGGGGAUACUAUCAACUGAGCUGUUGUCAGGGGACUCCAGAGGGCAGGAGAUUGUAGAAACAGUAAAAGCAAAACUUUAAAGAAUAUUCAUUGUCAGGACAGAGAGUUGGCUCAGUGAUUAUGAGCACUUGAUUCCAGCACCCAUGUGGUCCUCAACUACCUGUAACUCCAACUCCAAGGGAUCAAACACCCUCGUCCAACUUCUGGACACCAGACACACGUGUGGUGCACAUACAUACACACAGGCAACAUAGACAUAUGUCCUAAAACAAGUAAAAACACUGUCCUUUCCAGUUGCCUAUAAUAGAUAGCAUAAGCACCGUUACCCUCUUUGAGAUGUCUUUUUAGAAAGAUGGUUGAGCUGUCUUUUUAAAAAUGUUUUUGGUUAUUUGGAAUAGAGAAGACAAAUAGAGUGUGCAAUAUGUCAGGUGUGGGGCCAGUUAUCCAUUAAGUAUAAUUUCAAGUGUCUUAAAGUAAUAAUUGCCUUACUGCAUUUUAGUAUUCAGUGGAGGUAGACCAAGGUGACUGGUUUUGCAGUCGUCAUCUUUUUCUACGUUGCCAAAGCAGCCCUUCUUUCUUCUAAAGCCUGCCUAACUUGUUCUAAUGUUUGGUAAUUUUUUAAUUCAUUGAAGAUAAAGAUUAAAAAAAAAAGAACAAACCAACCCUGAGUUAUAUAGAUUUAAGACAGAUCAAAACUAGGCAUGGUGGCACAUGACCUGUUACCCAAUACUUGGGAAACUGAGGUACAUGCAAGGCCAGUAUGGCCUUUGCUGAGAUCUUGUCUCAAAAAAGCAAAAUAAAAACAAAUAAAAAACAAAAAAAACAAAAACCCAAAAACCCAGAAAAGCUUCUAAAAGUGUGUGUGUAUUAACCAAAUAUGUAGUACUUAGAGAAUCAUGAGAUAGUGUGUAAUAGCAUAUUGGCCUGGGCAAUCUAUAAUUGAUUACAUACCAGUGUCAGGUUUACUUUUAAAAACUUGUCACCUCAUCCUGGCUAAUAAUUACAAGUAUCUCCUGGGAUUUUAGCCUAUUCUAUAAAUUUCAAACAGUUAGGAGCUUUGUAGGGAAUUUACUCAAUAAUACUGUGAACACCAGAUAUUUUACUAUCAAACUUGAGAACUGGUUGGGACCUUUGACCUGUGUAGAUUACAUAUGCAGUCAGACUAUUAGAGCUUCUUUAUACAUGCAGCAUACCAUGGCCACUCCUUCUAAAAGUUCAUUAAGAAAUCCUGACAACCUAUAUGCCAUUCAAAAAGUAAAUUGUUUCACUGUGGUAGUACAAUAGGGAUACUUCUGUUUGAACUGUUCCAAGUGGACUUUUUAAAAAUUAAAAAAAAAAAAAAACUAUAAUAGUGAUUUUCAGCUUUUAUAUAAAAUCUCUUCAGGGAAUACUGAAAUGCUAUAAAAUAAUCCAUAGCUUGUGGCAUUGUUCUAGACUGUGCCUGUUGAGUUCAUCAGAACAUGCCUUUAUUACAUGAAUUACCACCAAUAUGUGAGAGCCAGAGGAAUUUGAUGAGCUCUGUAUGGAAAGGUCUGUGAGAUGGGAAGGAGAACCUGGAGCAGGCUGCAAGUCUUCACUUCUGCUCUGGUACUGUGCUGAGGAGCACAGUUGUGUGAAGCCGCGGGAAGGCAUCAUGAGGAACCAUGCUGUGUAGACAGUACUGCCUCAAAACUGCUUUUACCUUAAAAUAUUUUGGUUUUAUAGUAAUGUGAAUAUCUAUAAGUUACUUGUGUAUCUUGAGAAUUCCUAAUGGAGAGUAUAAAAAAAAUACAGACUUGGGGUCUAGCUUACCAGUAUUGGAAGAUGCCUUGUUCUGAUCUGGAGGGUUCAGCUCAGGUGUUUCUUGAGAAACUGUAUUGCUGUUACUAAGUAUGUACUCAAUAAAUGUUGGAUUUCCU
Arvicanthis niloticus (Nile rat) is the source of this 6860-nucleotide messenger RNA. RefSeq names its product glucoside xylosyltransferase 1 (gene Gxylt1). Lineage: Eukaryota; Metazoa; Chordata; Mammalia; Rodentia; Muridae. The record is from RefSeq and is a predicted model, not a curated record. Gene Ontology annotation, molecular function: UDP-xylosyltransferase activity. Gene Ontology annotation, biological process: protein O-linked glycosylation via N-acetylgalactosamine.